This is a messenger RNA of Cydia amplana, 880 nucleotides long. Its product is annotated as mitochondrial inner membrane protease subunit 2. Gene Ontology annotation, cellular component: membrane; mitochondrial inner membrane peptidase complex. Bases 136 to 630 code for a protein of 164 amino acids. Gene Ontology annotation, molecular function: serine-type endopeptidase activity. NCBI's taxonomy places the organism in Eukaryota, Metazoa, Arthropoda, Insecta, Lepidoptera, Tortricidae. The record is from RefSeq and is a predicted model, not a curated record. The transcript has a single exon.
UCAAAUCAAAAAUGUCAGUGCCGCAAACAAAUUUUGUUUAAAUAUUUAAUAAAAUCAGUAUGUUCUAGUGAAAACGUUAUCGCGUGACUAUGCCGGGCUCGAUUUGCUGCCUCAAAGAGUCGCUUAACCACGCUCAUGUUUCUAAAGAGUAUGUUUAAGUCGAUUCUAAUUGGCCUCCCCGUCGGCCUAACCCUGCUGGACACCGUGGGGUAUGUGGCGCGGGUCGAGGGUAUAUCUAUGCAGCCAGUGCUCAAUCCAGAAGCGAAGAACAUGGACUACGUGUUUUUAUCGCGAUGGGCGAUCAGAGACUUCAGUGUGAAGCGAGGUGACGUUGUAUCGCUGGUGUCGCCGAAAGAUCCUAACCAGAAGAUUAUCAAGCGCGUCGUAGCGCUCCAGGGCGACGUAGUGAGUACGCUAGGCUACAAAAGCCAGUACGUGAAGGUUCCCGAAGGCCACUGCUGGGUGGAAGGCGACCAUACAGGCCACACGUUAGACAGCAACACCUUUGGUCCCGUGUCAUUAGGUCUGUUGAACGCUAAGGCUGUGGCCAUAGUAUGGCCUCCCGAUCGAUGGCAGCAACUCGAAGCUAAAUUGCCGGCACACAGAAGACCAAUCAGCACUCCUGUGUAGUGGUUAUUGUUAUGUUAGGACCACAAAAGUUACGUCAAGGUUUACAAGUAACUGCUGAAUGUUUUAUUACAACUUGAUGUUUAUAGUGGUUCUAUAGUGGAAAUUUUAGCCUGUAUAAAAUAGGUGAUAGGGUGAAAAUGAUUGUGAAAUCUACCUUCAGUUACUUAAAUUAGUGGAAAUUUGUUGCUGUAUUAUAGACAUAAGUUCCAAGCCAUUAGUUGUAAUGUUUUACUUGUCUGCAUUUGCUAAU